UUCCCGAUAACCGAGCGUGGCGGGUGCCGUUGUGGUGUCAGAUGAUCACGUCUGGGAUUGUCUGUACAUUUGUAUGGUUCUUGCCGGAGUCCCCGAGGUGGUUAGUUGCGCAUAAUCGACACGAAGAAGCUGCGAAGAUCUUGGGCAAGUAUCAUGGAGAGGGCGACAUCCACCAUCCCCUUGUCACCAUGCAGAUGAAAGAAAUGGAAACACAGAUCCGUUCGUCGACUUCCGACACCGCAUGGUGGGACUACCGUGAACUCUUCAGCACCAAAUCCGCUCGUGCAAGGUUAAUCUGUGUCGCUGGCAUGGCUUGGUUCGGACAGUAUUCCGGAAACGCCGUCGUCUCCUACUUCUUCCCAUUCAUGGUUAGCAGCGCAGGAAUCUCAGAUCCGCACACUCAACUUCUCCUUAACGGCCUUAACCCCGUCGUGGGAUGGAUCUUCUCCGUAUGUGGUGCAUGGUCGUCGGACCGCGUGGGCCGUCGUCCUCUCCUUUUAUACACCCUAGGAUGUGCGAUUGUGAUCUUCGCCGUCAUCACCGCUUGUACGCACUACGCCAUCGUCGAUGGGAACACCGGAGCGUCUUACACCGCCAUCGUCUUCGUCUAUCUCUUCAGCGCGAUCUUCUCCUUCGGGUGGACGCCCCUCCAGGCCGGCUACAUCGUCGAAUGUCUCCCCAUGGAAACCCGUGCCAAGGGUAACGCACUCGGCCAACUCAUCUCGAACAUCGCUUCCGCCGUCGGCUCUUACUCCGGCUCAGCAGCGAUGGGGUCAAUUGGGUAUUGGUAUUAUUUGGUGUUCGUGUUUUGGGAUAUGAUUGAGUGGACAGUGAUUUAUUUCUUCUUUGUGGAGACGAAGGGGAGGACGUUGGAGGAGUUGAAUGAGGUUUUCGAGGCGGCGAAUCCCGUGAAGAAGAGUUUGGAGCCGAGGAGUGUGGAGGAUGUGGAGCAUACUAUUGGAGGGAAGAUUUGAGAUGUAGGAACGUUACCGGGAGUGUACGAUACACGAAGCUUGUGACAGUCAUGAUGAACAAGAAACAGCUUUCUAUCUAACCGCU
Messenger RNA from Saitoella complicata NRRL Y-17804, 1059 nucleotides. RefSeq names its product MFS general substrate transporter. The record is from RefSeq and is a predicted model, not a curated record. Gene Ontology annotation, biological process: transmembrane transport; carbohydrate transport. Gene Ontology annotation, molecular function: carbohydrate:proton symporter activity. Gene Ontology annotation, cellular component: membrane. The transcript has a single exon. The coding region runs from base 42 to 974 and encodes 310 amino acids. NCBI's taxonomy places the organism in Eukaryota, Fungi, Ascomycota, Saitoellomycetes, Saitoellales, Saitoellaceae.